Thyridium curvatum is the source of this 324-nucleotide messenger RNA. RefSeq lists its product as uncharacterized. Bases 1 to 324 code for a protein of 107 amino acids. The record is from RefSeq and is a predicted model, not a curated record. Lineage: Eukaryota; Fungi; Ascomycota; Sordariomycetes; Thyridiales; Thyridiaceae. The transcript has 2 exons.
AUGGUCUACACAAUCACCGUCCACCUCCGCGCCAACUCGGACCCGGCCUCGGUCGACAAGCUCAAGGCCAAGCUGGCCGAGGCCUCGCGCGUCUACCGCAAGGACAAGGAGACGCUCGACUGGUUCGUCAUGCAGAGCGUCCACGACCCCCGCGACUUUACCAUUGUCGAGCGCUACGAGAACGAAGGUUCUCAAAAGUAUCACCUCGAGAACCCGUAUUGGAAGACCUUUGACCCUUAUGUCAUACCCUUGCUGGAGAAGCCCAUGGACCUCAGACGCUUUGAGGAGCUAGACACCAGCAAAGACGUCGUGGUGCCGCAGUAA